This is a messenger RNA of Ustilaginoidea virens, 1611 nucleotides long. RefSeq lists its product as uncharacterized. NCBI's taxonomy places the organism in Eukaryota, Fungi, Ascomycota, Sordariomycetes, Hypocreales, Clavicipitaceae. Gene Ontology annotation, biological process: transmembrane transport; carbohydrate transport. Gene Ontology annotation, molecular function: carbohydrate:proton symporter activity. Gene Ontology annotation, cellular component: membrane. The coding region runs from base 1 to 1611 and encodes 536 amino acids. The transcript is spliced from 2 exons. The record is from RefSeq and is a predicted model, not a curated record.
AUGCACCGCAAAACCGAGCCGGUUACCCUCGAGGGCCGCCGUCUCGACGUGCAAGACGUGCAACACGUCCACCUCAAGCACGAAACGGUGCGCAUCAACCGCACACUCGAACACGAACUCGCCGUCAGAGACGUCUUCGCCAACCACCCAGCCCUGGUUUGGUGGUCGUUUUAUUGGUCCAUGGCGGCUGUGGGUUGGGGUUUUGACGCCCAAGUAAACGGCGGCAUGCUCGGCGUGGCGUCGUUUCGUCGCGACUUUGGAUACCUCUACCAGGGCCAACCGGUCCUGCCUGCCGACUGGCAGACUGCCUUCAACACCGUGUCCUCGGUCGGCCAGUUCUUUGGCGGCUUCCUGUGCUCGUGGAUGGCAGACCGGGUCGGUCGGAAGCCGUCUCUCCUCGUCGGAGUGGCCGUCGUGACGGGCGGCAUCUUGGGCGAGGUCUUUGCCACGUCCCGAGCCGCCUUUGUCGUGGCCAAGCUCAUCUUGGGCCUGGGCCUGGGCUUUUACCUGACCCUGGCGCCGCUCGCGACGUCCGAGUGCGCGCCCGUCGUCUUCCGCGGCAUCUCCACUGCCGGCGUCCAGCUCGGCAUCGGCUGCGGCCAGCUGCUGUCCAACGCCGUCAUCCGAGGCUGCGGGGAGUGGGACUCGCGCUGGGCGUACCGCGCUCCCUUUGCCAUGCAGCUCUUCUUCUGCGCCUUCCUCGUCGUCUUUCUGCCCUUUGCCCCCGAAACCCCGUGGUACCUCGCGCGCGCGGGGAGGCGCGAGGACGCCAGGCGGUCCAUCCGGAAGCUGUACGGCUCCGGCUCCGGCUUCGGCUCCGGCUCCGGCGCCGUCGACCUCGACCUCGACGCCAAGCUCGUCGCUCUCGAGGCCACCAUCGCGGCCGAGGAAGCGGCCAAGUCGGAUCAGGGGGCCAUCAUCCAGUGUCUCCAGGGCACGAACCGCAUUCGAACCGGCAUCAGCACGGGCGUCUUUGCCUGCCAGCACCUCGUCGGCAUCAUCUUCGUCCUGGGCUACUCGACGUACUUUUUCCAGCUCGCCGGUCUCCCCGCGGGCCAGAGCUUCGACGUCGGCGUCGGCGUCACGGCUUGCGGUCUCUUGGGCACCGUGUGCAGCUGGUUCGUCAUCAACAGCCACGGCCGCCGCCGCAUCUUCAUCGGCGGCUUGGUUGCCCUGACCGCCAUUCUGCUCCUCAUUGGCGUCCUCGACGUCGUGCGCACGGGCGCGGCGAAGUGGGUCCAGGCCGGCCUGACCGUCGUCUACGCCUUUGUCUACUUUGCAUCGCUGGGAGCCAUGGCCUUUGCCAUCCUCGGCGAAGCGAGCAGCACCUCUCUCCGGGCACCGACCAUAGCCCUGGCGACGGCCACCCAGGCCGUCAUGGGCAUCGUGUUUAACCUCGCCAUCCCGUACAUGGUCAACCCGGACCAGGGCAACCUCAGAGGCAAGGUCGGCUUCAUCUUUGGCGGGCUGGCCGCCCUGGCCACCGUCUGGAGCUUCUUCCACGUUCCCGAGCUCAAGGGCCGUACGUUUGGCGAGAUUGACGCCAUGUUCCAAGCCAAGGUGCCGCCGCGGCAAAUGGCAUCGCAUGUGUUGGGAGACGUUGGAAGCUGA